Conger conger (European conger) is the source of this 3212-nucleotide messenger RNA. Its product is annotated as guanylate-binding protein 1-like. Gene Ontology annotation, molecular function: GTP binding; GTPase activity. Lineage: Eukaryota; Metazoa; Chordata; Actinopteri; Anguilliformes; Congridae. The coding region runs from base 339 to 2651 and encodes 770 amino acids. The transcript has 12 exons. The record is from RefSeq and is a predicted model, not a curated record.
AAAAAAACAAAAAAAAACGGUGGCCAAUUAGACCAGCUGAAGAUAUGUUUUGAAACAGCUGGUAGCUUGUAUUUCAAGCUGGUCAUAGCUGGAUUUUACACUAGGGGAAAAGUUCUUGUCAGUAUGCUAUUCCCAAAAGGGAAGGUUACGAUGUUAAGUAUUGUUUGUAAGAGAUUGUCGAUUUAAAGGCAAAAACCGUAUACCGCCUGCGUGGAAUCUGUGAGCGAAAAUUCGAGUGUUUACCACACUUCCUCAUCAUCUGACAUCGGGUUAUCAAGCAAGGCCGUGCCAUUGAGGAACAUUCACCAAGCAGUCUUUCGACUGAUAAUACAGCAGUCAUGGCCAGCCCUGUUGCCUUCAUGGAGUCCCCUAUGUGCUUGAUUGAAAAUACGGAUGGAAACCUUUCUGUGAACCAAGAGGCAGUGGAUGUCUUGAUGGGGCUGAAUCAGCCAGUAGUCGUGGUAGCCGUGGUGGGCUUGUACCGCACUGGAAAGUCUUACCUCAUGAACAAACUGGCUGGGAAGAAGCACGGUUUUGCCCUGGGAGCCACUGUGCAGUCAAAGACUAAGGGCAUCUGGAUGUGGGCCCUGCCACAUCCCACAAGAGCAGGCCACGCCCUGGUGUUACUGGACACUGAGGGGCUUGGGGAUGUUGAGAAGGGAGAUCAGAAGAAUGACGCAUGGGUCUUCUCACUGGCCAUCCUCUUGAGCAGCAUGCUUGUUUACAACAGCCGGGGGACCAUAGACAACCAAGCAGUGGAGAAUCUUCAAUAUGUCACAGAGCUGACGGAACGGAUCAAAGUCAAAUCCCCCGGUGGCGCUUCAUCCGCUGAAGAUGAUGAGGACGGGGGAGAUGCACAGUUUGUGCAGUUCUUCCCCAAGUUUGUGUGGGCCGUCCGGGAUUUCACGCUGGAGCUCAAGAUUGACGGGAGGGCCGUGACUGACAACGAGUAUUUGGAACAUUCCUUGUCCCUCAGGAAAGGCAGGGACAAGAAGACUGCAGACUACAACCUCCCCCGGGAGUGCAUCCGCAGCUACUUUCCGACGAGACGGUGUUUUGUGUUCAUCACCCCCACCACUCCAGAGAACAUGUCACGUCUGGAUUCCCUGGAUGAAUGCGAUCUCAGCCAAUCAUUUCGCACCGUCACCUCCAGCUUCUGCAGUUACAUCUUUACGGAGAGCAACGUCAAGACAGUUAAAGGAGGGGUGCAGGUCACUGGAAGGAUGCUUGGUCAUUUGGCAAAAACCUACGUUGACACCAUCGCCAGAGGCGACGUGCCCUGCCUGGAGAACGCCGUGCUGGCUAUGGCGCAGAUCGAGAACGAGGCGGCGAGGAGAGACGCCCUGAAGGAGUACCAGCAGGGCAUGCAGGACCUCUGCUUCCCCGUGAACGUCCAGGAGAUGUCCCGGCAGCACAGGCUCUGCGACUCGCUGGCCACCAAGACCUUCAUGAGCCGCUCCUUCAAGGACGACAGCGGCGAGCACCUGAAAGCCCUGGCGGAGGCCAUCGCAGAGCACUAUGCCGAACUUCUCUGCCAGAAUGAACAAGCAUCUAAGGACCUGUGCAGGAACCUCCUGGCUCAACUGUCUGCCCCGAUGGGCAAGAAGAUGCAGGAGGGCUUCUACGCCAAACCGGGGGGCUACGAGCUUUACUGCGCGGACAACGAUGCUGUCGUGGCCCAGUUCCGCAGCACGCCCAACAAAGGGGUUGUGGCGGAGGAGGUACUGGAAGAGUUCCUGAAAGAAAAAAGUGUGGAAUCCAACUCCGUUCUUCAGGCUGACAACAAGCUGAGUGAGCAGGAGAAAAGGAUUCACGAGCAAACCCAGAAAGCCGCUCUGCUGGAGCAGCAAAGGCAGGCAGAGGAGGAGCAGCGCGUGGAGAUGGAGAGGACCAUGGAGGACGAACGGCGGAGCCAGGAGGAGAGGAUCCGCAUGAUGACGGAGAAGAUGGAGGAACAGCUGAAGAACCAGCUGGCAGAGGCAGACAGGGCCAUGGAGAGUAAGCUGCUGGAGCAGAAGAACCUGCUGGAUAAAGGAUUCCGAGAGAAGGCUGAACUCAUGAACCAGGAGAUCCAGAUCCUCAAGGAGACGAAAAACGAGUCUAAACAGAGGGUGGCCAUUUUAGAACAGGAGAAAAGGAGGGAGACGGAAAGACUAGAACUGGCUCAGAAGAUGCUCAGGGACCAAGAAGAGAGUCACCAGGAGACCAUACUUCAGUUACAGGUCAAGAAGCAGAAGGAGGCGGCUGAGGCCAUGAGAGAGUUGGAGCAAGCAAUGGAGAGCAAACUGCAGGAACAUGAGCGGCUGAUGGCCAAGGGGUUCCAGAGGAAAGAGGAGGCCCUGAAGGAGGAGAUCCAGGAACUGAAGAACAAUAUGGAAAUCACCAAGGAGAAGGACAAGGCCGCCCAGCGGGAGGCAGUGGUGAGCAUGACCAGAGUCCUCGCCAAUGGAGUCCAAACUUACAUGGAGUACAUGAGCCUCCAUGAGAACCGCAUUAUGAAGGAAGAGCAACGCAAGGAGGCACAAUACAGGCUCCAGCUGGAGAGAAGCAGACAGGGCAGGGGGUUAAAGCAAGUUGUUCAGGGGAAAGGAGAACCGAACCUUCACCAGCACCAGCGAGGAAAGCCCAAACCUGGACAGACAAGCUCCUAAACGGAUAGCGCGGAGACGCAGGCAAGCUCUUCACAGUCCAGUGCGAGGCCUGAGAAAGAAGAAGAUCCACAGCAUGAAGUCCUUGAAGUCUAAUGAAUUCCAUAUUGUAGUGUGCGUGUUAAGCUUUUAAAAUGAAUUAAUCUUGUUUUACAGUGUUAACAUACAGCAGGUUUCAGUAAUGCUUUGAGGCUUCAUGGUGAUGCAGGUUGCAGUUGAGAUGCAUAUUCAAUAUACUUCCACAAACAGUACCAUGCAAAAUGCACAUGUAAAACCUUGAAGAGGUUACAUCAUUCUGCAAAACCAAAAAUUAUCAAAUUCAUAUAACUAUGAAUUUUAUACUGGGCAGACAUAAAAAAAGGUGUUUCUGGGGCAAGGCAGAUAAUUUUUCAUACAUCCAUCCAUGCAUCUUCUAUAGGGUUUGCUCUCAGUCAGGGUUGUGUGGGAAAUGGAACAUGAAUUGUAUAGGGCCUGCUGGGAAACUAAUGUUGAAACCGUAAUCUUCAAAUUGUACUUUUUCUUUUUGCAGCAUCAUUAAAAAUACAUUUACUGUAAAAAGUUAAA